Messenger RNA from Venturia canescens, 6996 nucleotides. RefSeq names its product N-acetyltransferase 1 (gene NAT1). The transcript is spliced from 7 exons. The record is from RefSeq and is a predicted model, not a curated record. Gene Ontology annotation, cellular component: eukaryotic translation initiation factor 4F complex. Lineage: Eukaryota; Metazoa; Arthropoda; Insecta; Hymenoptera; Ichneumonidae. Bases 468 to 3095 code for a protein of 875 amino acids. Gene Ontology annotation, molecular function: mRNA binding; translation initiation factor activity; protein binding.
CAAUAAAUUAUGCAUAAAGGUAGGAGCAGGGGAAUCAUAGGUUAGUCGAACGUCGGACGUUGACUUGACAAGACAUACCCCGCUGCGGAAGUCCCCGAGUACGACCGACAGAUUGCGAAAGCCUUCACAAACAACAACCGUCGACCCUUCCUACAGAAACUUCUGCGUGCCGUAAUUUAUCACUUCAGGGGGCCAACACACGCGCAACAACGGACAACCCCACAGGACCGGGGGGUGCUUCUCGUGUCUCGGGAGGAAGGUCAGGGUCCCAAAGUAAAACUGUGGCUGUAGAGAAAAUCUUUCCACGAGCUGCUUAAAACUACCUAUACUGCCACAAAAAAAAGCCUUGCAAAAAACAAAAACAAAAAAAAAAGUCAAAAAGAAACACAAACAAACAAAAAAAAAACAAAACAAAACAAGCUGCGUGUCAGAUCGGGAAUAUUUCCAAACCGAGACUAAAAAGUUCGAUGCCUUCCAGGGACGAUAAUCGCUCCCUAUCCACUGAGCGACGCUGGAUCCCUCCUUCAACUGUUAGACGCGAUGCGCUCACCCCAGAGAGCAGAAAUGAUUUCAUCUUCCGUAGAGUACGGGGUAUUCUUAACAAGCUCACACCGGAAAAGUUCGCGAAGCUGAGCCACGAUCUGCUCAAAGUCGAUCUCAACUCCGAUGUGAUUCUCAAAGGUGUCAUUUUAUUGAUCUUUGAUAAAGCACUCGAUGAGCCCAAGUACAGUUCUAUGUACGCACAGCUGUGCAAGCGGCUGUCCGACGAAGCACCAAACUUUGAAUCGCAAAAACCCACCGUCGAUGGUCAAAAAGCUCAAAGCACAUUCACAUUAUUGUUGCUCAACAAGUGCAAGGUCGAAUUUGAGAACCGUUCAAAGGCAAACGAGGCGUUUGAGAAUCAAGAUGAGCUCGGUCCGGAGGAGGAGGAGAGACGCCAAUUGGCUAAGAGGAAAAUGCUCGGAAACAUCAAAUUCAUCGGAGAAUUGGGCAAGCUCGAGAUCGUGUCGGAGAAUAUCUUACAUCUUUGCAUCCAGCAAUUAUUGUCGGAGAAAAGGCGAAGGGGAUCCAGGGGGGACAUGGCCGAAGACAUCGAGUGCCUCUGUCAGAUUAUGCGGACAUGCGGUCGUAUCCUUGACUCGGAUAAGGGCCGCCGUCUCAUGGAUCAGUACUUCAACCGUAUGAGCUCACUGGCAGAGAGCAGCGAACUUCCCCUGCGCAUCCGUUUUAUGCUACGCGACGUUAUCGAAUUGCGUCGAGACGGCUGGGUACCCCGUAAGGCCACCAGCAACGAGGGCCCGAUGCCGAUAAAUCAGAUCCGCAACGACCACGACGAUUCCUCAAGGGGUGGAAGUGGUGGCGGAGGAGGUGGCGGAGGUGGAGGUGGCGGUGGCGUUGGCGUUGGACCCGGUGUCGGUUUCCACAAUAGACGAGGCGAGGAUCGUCUCGGUACUGAUUUCCUUAGGAAAAUGGGACGUCUCGACAUGGACAUGGUCGGGAGUAUACCUCUUACAUCUCCCUCAUUUGGCAUAACAUCGCCCUUCGGUUCCAAUGGCUUCAACGCAAAUCCCGGUGGCUAUCGUCACAAUCAGCGCAAUGCACCCGGUUACUAUCCCAAUCAGAACCGUCACCAAAACAAUUAUCAGGGAAAACACAAUCCACAACAGCAUAAUUCCCCUCAAAACUACAACAACAAUGGCAAUAAAGAACCACUACGAUUCAACAAGAGCAAAAUGCUGAUUGGACAUCUCGAGGAAGUAUCUCUAAGACCAUCGGCAACGUCGAUGUUUAACAAAGCUAACAUCAAGCCCAAUCUACCUCUUAACAGUGACAUGUUUCCAGGACGUAUAGCCGAAACACCGAUGCUUCGUACGGCAACAAUAAAACCAAGUCCGCCUUUGUUGCCCAAAGAAUCAGCUCCGGCAAUAGUAAUAAAACAAGGACCCGUGGACAAGAGAGACAAAGCUAGAGACAGAAAGGACAAGGGACCGACACGCGAGGAAGUAUUAAAGAAAGUCAACGCUUUGAUGGACGAUUUCGUAUCGCACAGCAACGUAGAGGACGCUAUAACGGCAUUCAAGGAGUUGAAGAUACCGGAGCGUUUCUUGCGUCACGCAGUAUAUACGAUUUAUACAAAUACAUUGGAUCGCGGAGAUGGCGAGCGUGAGCUCGCUUCGAACUUUGUGAUGGAUUUGAAAAAGGAAAAUAUUAUAACCGGGCAACAAUUGACCGAGGGUUGGAAAGAGCUCGUCGCGAGUAUCGCCGAUAAAGAUAGUACGGUGCCUUGUAUCGCGUCCCACGUGGCUUCCUUCACGGCCAAGGCAAUAGUUAAUAAUCUCAUGCAGCUACAGGAUCUUGCUGCCAUCACCGAAAACGGUCAGCAUCAUCCGCUGUUUCUUUUAACACUACAGCAACUGCACAAGAGCCAGGGCAAAGCCAGACUAACGCAAAUAUUCAACGAGAGCAAAAUCAAUCUCAUGAGCCAACUGCCCGAACCGGAAAAAACUAAAGAGAGACUCGGCGAGAUACUCGAAGAUCGGGAAUUAACUUUCCUCUACCCUCUCUUGAGGAUCCAGGGCGAUAUGUGGCGACAACUGGAAUCCGAUCCCAGUCCCAAAGCUCUCAGAGCGUGGAUCAAAGACAAUCUUGACCCCGCACAUUAUUCCGACCCUGGUUUCAUCAACGCUCUCAUGACUGUGCUUCUCAAAUACAUUACUCAGGAAACAACGUUGGCGCCUGGUGUAGAUCCGACCGUAAUGCCGGACAAAGCUCUCAUGGAGAAGGAAGCCAUGCUUUUCCGUAAAUACGAGCGUCUCUUAAGUUCGUUCCUGACAACAAUUGACUCGCAAGUCACUGCCGUGCACGCGCUACAAGUCUUUUGGUAUUCGCACAACGUACCGAAAGGCAUGAUGCUGCGAUGGUUCGCAGCUCUUUACCAACGAUCAGUCGUCGAAGAGGCGGCAUUAACUAAAUGGAGGGAGGACGUGAACGAUGCUUAUCCUGGCAAAGGCAGCGCCUUGUUCGAAGUAAACAAAUGGUUGACGGCUCUCGAAGCUGCGUCGUCAGAGGAUGAGGAGGACGAAGAAGACAACUAAAUUGAAUAGAAGGUUUCCCCCGUGUGGGGGGGACAGAAGACAGAUGCUCGUCCCACGACGAUCAAUAUUAUUUUGGGACCGAGUUAUCUCGCUGACCCUCACCUCACACUUAUCCCAAAAUCUUAGCCCUAUCCCCCUUUCUCCUAUCAUUGUGCUGAUCCGACGGUUUCAAUUCUAUCAGUAGCGUUGUCUCCGAUCCGAUUGUAACUGAAAGAACAUCUUGUGUGUGAGUCAAGGAGAAACACGAAUUUUCUCAAAGGCUUGCCCGCUUGUCAACAUAAAAAAGCGAUUCGACAUGCGCUCAUAAAUUACUCCAGCAAAGUUGAAUUCACUCCUAGCAGCAUUAUGACCUAUAGCGACCCGCGAAACAAUAACACAAAAAACAAAGAACAAAUUAGCUGCGAGAAGGGAAACAUAAACGAAGCAACAAACAAAACAAUCCAACUAACGAGAAAUUUGAAGGAACAUAUGAUAAAAAAACAAACAAACAAGCAAGAACGACAAUGCUAAUUUCAAUGAAAGAGUUUAAUCACGAGGGAAGAAGCGAUUUAAACGGAAAAUAGAAAAUCAAUCAAAAGGACUCCACGAGUGGCGCGCGAUCGUGAACGCGCGACAGAUAACGCAAACCGAAAACUUUUUAAUGUUUUAGAUAAUUGAAUAUUAAUAUGAUUUAUAAGGGGGGAGGGGGGGAAAUAUUCAUACAAGAAUAAAAAAAAAAACGAAGAGGAGGAGGAGAAUGAGGAGGAAAAAGAUGAAGAAAGCAAUUGGCCCCAUGUGGAAGAUAUCAAGAUAUAGGCCAACGUAUGAUAAUUGGUGCGGAGAAAAUCGAAAAAAAAAGAACAAACGAAACAAAAUUAGUUUGGUGAUUUGUGUUGUCCAAGAGUUUUUUUUUGUCUAGUAUUGUGCAUGUGUCACGUUUUGUAAGUCCUUUUUGUCCGCGGCUGCCAUCGAGAGUCGCUUGUUAUCUCUGUGUACCAGCUUUUACAUUUAUUAUGAGGAAAACUAUUAUUAUUAAUGAUGAUUUUUGAUUCUUAUUAUUAUUAAUAUUAAUAUUAUUAUUAUUACUAUUAUAUCACGAUAACAUGAGAACGAAAUACAUUUACCUUUCUAACGAAAGAUAAAGGAGAGAAAACAAAGAAAACAAGAAAAUAAGAGCACAGAGAGACACGGGAGAAGAAAUCGAGCUCGCAACGAAUAAUACGUAUUUAAUAAUAUAUCGCGAGUUUCAUCGACUCAUUGAUCAAUUGUCACACGAAAGUGAAUAGCUGGAUGAAUCGUUGAGAGUAAACGAAAUGAAAUAAUUACACUACACAAUUAAAGUCACCUAGACACAUCGAGUGUGGGUAGAAAAUGUGAAAAAAAGUAAAGAAACUCGUACGACAGCGUAAGUGAGAAGAGAAAAAAAAUGGAAAAAUCGACACCUACGUAUAUCAUUAUUCAAAAACAUAAAAUAUAUUUAAACUCUGCGCCAAUCAUCUUUCUAUUUCUCACUCUCUCUCUCUCUCUCUCUCUCCCUUUCUCUUUCUUACUCUUUAUUUCAAGUUAGAACAAUUAAUUUGCAGUUAUAACAAGCAGCGCAAGCAGCCAACAUCACAUUCACAUAACGUAAUACAGACAUAGACAAAAAAAAGAAGUAAAACAACAACAUAUUUAGUGACACAAACUAAAUCAUAAACAGAAGAAAAAUUAAUAAUAAACGUAUGCCUUGGUGUAAUUUAUUACUGAGACAUGGGGGGACCCAUUGAUUGUUCCGUCAUGGACCAAAUCGUCUCCUCGUCCUUCGAUCAUUUUCCUCAUUUUUUAAAUUAUUUAUCCAAUUUCUUGUUACCCAAUCCCCCCACCCUCCUGGGUUAGCUUCCAUAGAGAGAAUCUCAACACGUGAACGUAGCAAUUUUCAAGAUUUCCGUGUUCAUACGCUACAGCCCCGCUGCUGCGAAAUUCUCUCCGUGUCCAUAUUUUUGCCUACAUUACUACGUAUGAAAUUUUUUUUGUUUUUUUUUUUUUUUUUAGCGAGGAAAUAAAAGAGAAAACAGAAAUUCUACAUCUUAAACUUCAGACCGGCUAAUCGAUGCAAUUAUAUCGAGCCCAUAUAAAGAUUUAGUGCAAUAAUUGAAUUCUGCGUUUGACAAGCAGGUUAAACACGAAGAAAUAACGUUUGUUUAGUGUUCCGUACUCCUUUUCUCUUCCAUUCCUAUCUACUCACUCUACUAAUUCUCAUAUAUAUAUAUAUAUACGAUUAUAGUUAUCGCCCAAAGUUCUUUUUGUUUCACGUUUUGUUUUGUUUUGUUUUGUUUUUUUUUCGAAGAACCUUCAUCGGACCACGUACGUACGUUUUGCUCGUACACGAGUUUAGCCAAAAGCCUACAUUAUAUAGCAACAGUAAAUUAUAUUUAGCCGCAGUGUAUAUUGGCAUAACACACGAUUUUACAAUGAACGAGAGAUAUGUUUUUGUAAUCUUAUAUAUAUUACAGACACGUGUGAGAAUAUACGUCGGUCCGGACAAUACACGAUGUAUAUAUUGUUAUUUUGGGGAAGGGGGGGGGGGGAGGGGUUCGAUUGCGCAAUUCGACACACACACUCGCCGGGCUGAAGUAUUAAGUUGAGGAAGAAAAAAACGAGAAAAAAAAACGAAAAGAAAAAAAAAAUACAACAAACAAAAACAAGAAAAUAAUGGAAACUUCUUUUUUCUUGAAAAGUGGAGAAACGUGAAAAAACGUUCGUAACACAACGUUUUAUCUUCAUUCUUAAAGAGAAGAUAAAAAAUUGAAAAAAAAAAGAAAAAUAUAACAGAUAAUAAUAAUAAUUAACACCAGAGAAUAAUUCAAUAAAACGGAUGAAAUUUACUCUUAGAGUUUAGGAAAAAUCGUCGUCGUUGGGUGUACGCACUAUUUCGUCGAGCGAAAAAAAAUUCAUCGAAUCGUAAAUUAAAAAAAAAAAAAAAACAAGAUAAAAUAUGACGCAAAAUGGGGAAAACAAAGAAUAAAUUUGUCAAUUAUUUGUGCGGAAUACGAUGAGAUUUUUAAAUUGGUUUUUUUUUUUUCAUUUAUUUUAUGCUUUUGGCUUCGACGAUUUUUUUGAACUCCAAAAGAAGCAGGUUCGAUGUACGAUUUAUUGAGGUUGUUAAACUAUUGCUCCGGGGACUGAUCGACGAAUAACAAGGAUUUUCGAUAUACAUAAUACACGUACUGCAUCCAUUAAAGCUUCUUCUUUCGUCCGGUUUGGGCAUCGAAGAAUCUUUUCUUUCGUUCGCAUCCUUGACCCCUUGCCCUUCCAUCCUUAAAGUUUUUUUUCAAACGAUCAUGUAAAAAUGACAGUUGUUCGUUCAGACCGAUUACUCGAUAUUGUCUGUGCACGUGACAUACAUUUAUAACGACUCGAUAUUUAGCGUUUAAAAUUUCCAAUUCGCAUAAGGUUAUGUUUUGUUUACCAGCUCCGUAAUGGCGAGAAAAAUCACUCACGACAAAAAAGCCUCUAGACGAAAAUUAAUUAUCAAAGAGCUCUUGCGUGCGUAUGGAUUCGUCAUAAUUUUUAGUGACAAAUUCGAAGAAUCAUACGAAUUAUCGAAAUGAAAUCGAAUGAAAAAAAUCAACGUGACCGAUUACAUACUUCGCGCGUCAAUCAAGCACUGUCUACUACCAUCUUUCUUUUUAUUCUCCCCUUUUUGUCUUGUCAAGUUACUUUUUUCACCUGACAAGUUAUCAUUUUUUGACAAAUAAAUCCAUGUAUAAUAAUCGCCAGUAUUAUUUCACAAUCGAAAAAUUACGUUAUUAUGAUCAUUUCUUGAUUUGGUUAUAUCUACAGAAAACACAAGAAAAAAUAAUGAAUAUAUAUAUACAUUAUAUGAAAACACAUUACGAUGAAAGGACCUUUGAUUCUCUCAAUAAAAAUGUUCUUGGAAUCA